Messenger RNA from Vombatus ursinus (common wombat), 3129 nucleotides. RefSeq names its product lymphotoxin alpha (gene LTA). Gene Ontology annotation, molecular function: tumor necrosis factor receptor binding. The record is from RefSeq and is a predicted model, not a curated record. Gene Ontology annotation, biological process: immune response. Lineage: Eukaryota; Metazoa; Chordata; Mammalia; Diprotodontia; Vombatidae. Gene Ontology annotation, cellular component: membrane. The transcript has 4 exons. Bases 1846 to 2454 code for a protein of 202 amino acids.
GUAGUUGGCUUUGGUUUGGGGUUUAAAUUCAAGGUUAGUGUUGAGUUAGAAUUGGGAUUAAAGACGGAGUUAAAUUUGAGUUAGAGUAAUGUUAAGUGCCAGGCUGGGGUUGGGUUAGAGCCUUAUUUGAUUUCUCUUUCUAUGUGGAGACUCCAGUGAGUUCAUUAAUUUCUUUGUAAAAGCCUCCCUGCUCCUCACCGUAAAGUUAGGUUAGAACCAGCUUUCCACAUUAUCACCCUUCACAUACAGGGAAACUUGCAACUAACCACUUGCCUCUCCACAGAGAGAAACUGUAUCCUUCCCAGUUUCUGAAACUGAGAUUGAAACCGAGACCUGCCCUUCCUAACAGGAUUCUAGUAGAACGUCAUAAUGUCUUUGACACCAGUCUCAAGCAUCCUAUCUCAGCCUUCAGCUUUUCCAGUCUCAAAAUGAGUUCAUAAUCCUUCCCUCAGUCUUCACCUCUCGGUUCUUCACCUCUCUGCUCUUUUGGUUCCCCCUCUCUUGGUCCUUCAGUCUUUCAGUCUUUCUUUCUCUCUCUCUGUGUCUCUCUCUCCCUCCCUCAGUCUCUCUUUCAGUUCUUCAUAUUCCCCACCCCCCAGGUUUCUCAAGCUCCCCAACCUCCCAUCCUUCAGUCUCUUCAUGUUCCUCUGUUUCUUUCUGUACCUCAGUCUUCUCCUCCACUCUGUUUCUGUCUUUCAAUGUCCUUUCUGUCUCUCACUGAUAUUUGGAUUGGGUGUGCAUCAUACUUAUUUGAUUCCAUUCUUCUCAGAGGUCUCCCUGUCUUUUAUCUGCCCUCACUACCAAAUGACAGAAAAACUGGGUCAGAAAAACACAGAUAGAAACAAGAACACAAGAAAAGAUUGAAGGAAACAGAGAUGGCAGAUAGUGAGAUAAAGAGACAGACAAGCCCAGCUAAAAGGAAAGGGAAAUAGGAAAGGGGAAGGAAAAAGUAAGAAAUGACAGAUAGGAAGGGGGAUGAUGACAAACUUGGAGGAUGAGGGAUAGAUUUGAGAGAGAAGGAUGAGCCAUUGUGUGUGUGUGUGUGUGUGUAUUAGAGUAGAAGUAGGGGAGUGAGUUGAAGUAUAUUGUAUCAUGAAGUACGCCUUAUAUAUGUAGCUCAGAACAUGGAAGGACAGUUUUGUGUAUAGGAAAUCUUGUCAGCUGAACGCUGCUCACACUAACAAUACUUUGCCUGGCAUGUUGUAUAGUAUAAAUUAUGAUUAAGAGGUUUAUGUAGAAUAUACAAAAGAUAACUAUGCCACCUGAGGGGGUGAGAUUAGGAGGGGAAAACAAUUCUAUACAGACUCAAUCUGGAAGAGGGAAGCAAUGUCACAUGUGGCUACAUGAUUUGUUCUUUGUUGAAUCUCAGGCACCACAUGCUAGAGACAGGUAAGACUAUGGGCUAAGGAACAUAUAACUUGAGACAUCAGGAAUGUGUGUAUGGCAGGUGGGAUAGAUAUAAGUAGUAGAGAAUGAGGAAAAUGGGGGUGGAUAGUCUGGGGGGAGAGUGGAGGGGUCAUGAAAGAAAUAAAGAUCUGGAAGAUCCCUGGGGGCUCUUCCAAUUCAGUCCCCCUCCCCCUUCACAUUCAUGUUACCUUUCCCCUAAACCCUCCUAACCCCACUCCCUUUUCCCAGAACCAUGGUCUCCUAGCCCCCAGCCUUCGGUUCUCCCUCCCAGCCUCAACCUUUCCUGCCUUCGGCAGAAACACCAGCUCGUUCUUCUAAGCCCUGGGGGCUUCCCCGGCCAGGCUAGGGCCCUGAACCCUCCCGCCCUGCUGCCGCUUCCUCUAUAAAGGGACCCAGGCGUCCGGGCCCAGGAAGCCCAGCUCAUAGCAGGUUCUCCCCAUGACCUCAUCUGGAGUCCUGUGCCUCCUGGGGGCGCUGUGCCUCCAGGUGCUUUGGCUGCAGCUAUCAGGGGCUCAGGGGGCUCCCAAUCCUGAUAACUCCCACUCAUCUAGCCCAGCCCCACCUCAGACACCUCAGCAUCUCAGCCAGAAGAGCCCAAAAAGAGACACCCUCAAACCAGCUGCCCACCUUGUUGGAGAUCCCAGCACCCAGGACUCUAUACAUUGGAGGGCAAGCACAGACCACGCUUUCCUCCGACAUGGCUUCUCUCUAAGCAACAACUCCCUGUUGGUCCCCACAAGCGGCCUCUACUUCGUUUACUCCCAGGUUGUCUUCUCAGGAGCCAGCUGUUCUUCUGAGAUUACUCCUACCCUACUCUACCUGAGCCAUGAGGUGCUCCUCUUCUCCUCCAAGUACCAGGUUCAUGUACCCCUCCUGAGUGCCCAGAAGUCUGUGUGCCCAGGGACCCAAGGACCCUGGAUGAGAUCAGUCUACCAAGGAGCUGUGUUCCUGCUCACCCAGGGAGAUCUGCUUUCCACUCAUACAGAUGGUGUCUCUCACCUGCUCCAGUCCCCUAGUAGUGUCUUUUUUGGGGCCUUUGCACUAUAGAGAAAGAGAAAAAUAAAGAGGAAAAUGGCUUCAAGGCCCACCUCCAUGGCCCUUUCCUCUAUUCUGAAAGUUUCAAGGGUCCACACCAACAUUCCCUGCUUCCACCAUUGCUUCGGUUUCUUUCAAGUAUUUCCCUUCUCUGUAACCUCCAGAGAUGGAAUUCUGGGUGGUGUGAAGGCUCUCCAGAAUGGGGGUUGAGGUGAAGGCAACCAAACACCCCACUACCCCUGAACCACUGCCAGAUGCUGGACUGAGAAUUUCAAGUCUAACCAGAACUACCUAGACAAAAGUAAUUUGGUUGGCUGGCUCAUAGUCUGAAUGGGGUUUAAGACUGGCCAUGGAAGGAAAAAGGAAAGAAAGGGUGUGUAGGGUGGGUAUCAGGGGUUGGUUGGGACAGGGAAUGGGGGAAAUUAUUUAUGAAUGGUGAUUAUUAAAUUAUUUAUUUAUAAAGAAGCAGAGAAUGGGAAGAGGGAGAUAGAAAGACAGAAAGAUAUCUCAGGGAGACAUAUCAGGUAGACACACAGGCAAAAGAGAAAAAGUAGAAAAGGAAUGAGGGAGGGAGGGAGUGUUUCAGGUGAAAAGGAGAAGGGCUUGUAAAAAUGGGGACAACAGAGUGCUAGGGACCCUAUCUGGACCUAUGCCCUCAGCAAAGUUCAAUAAAUAUUUUUCCUCUGA